Messenger RNA from Lotus japonicus, 1322 nucleotides. Its product is annotated as probable NAD(P)H dehydrogenase (quinone) FQR1-like 2. The transcript is spliced from 2 exons. Gene Ontology annotation, molecular function: FMN binding; NAD(P)H dehydrogenase (quinone) activity. Bases 293 to 1084 code for a protein of 263 amino acids. The record is from RefSeq and is a predicted model, not a curated record. Lineage: Eukaryota; Viridiplantae; Streptophyta; Magnoliopsida; Fabales; Fabaceae.
AAAAAAAAUCAAUCAAGUGAGGUUGUAGUCCUUCUCCAUGUCGUAUGACAGCAGGGGCGGAAGAAACGCACGCGUUAACCUACUCAUAGUCGUCGUUUCGAUUGGGUCUAUCCUUCAUUCGAAUGCCACAGCGCAGCGAGGCGACGAUGGUGACGUCACCAAUCAUUCGAAUGUCUCCAUAUGAAACAAGUCUUUUUUUGAAGUCUCAGCUCUGAAAAUUCAGUUGCUAAAAUUCUGAUUUCGUUUCCCAAUUCACUCACUUUCCCAAUUGCUUUCGCCUUUAUCGUUCUUGAUGGGUAAAGGAGGAGGUUGUGUUCCCAGCAAGAAAAAGGGACCGCUAGUCGCUCAAGAUUCACCGCCUGAGGCCACUCAAGGACUCAGGGAGGCUGUGAUUGAAACUGAGCAGCAAAACACCCACCCCGAUGAGCCAACUAGAGUCGCAUCAUCGUUAUCCGCUGCUGUGGGCAGCACGAAGCUGAAGAUCUUCAUCGUGUUCUACUCGAUGUACGGGCACGUUGAAGGACUGGCGAAAAGUUUGAAGAAGGGUGUGGAUAUUGUGGACGGUGUCGAAGGGGUUUUGUAUAGGGUUCCGGAAAUAUUGUCGGAUGAAGUGCUGAGCCAGAUGAAGGCGCCGCCCAAGGAUGAGACCGUGCCGGAGAUUACGGCUGCAGAACUUACUGCGGCUGACGGGGUGUUGUUUGGCUUUCCCACAAGGUAUGGUGCCAUGGCGGCGCAAAUGAAAGCUUUCUUCGAUUCCACUGGGCAGUUGUGGAAGGAGCAAAAGCUCGCAGGAAAGCCCGCUGGUUUCUUUGUCAGCACGGGCACCCAAGGCGGCGGUCAAGAAACCACAGCUUGGACAGCAAUCACUCAGCUGGCACACCAUGGGAUGUUGUUUGUUCCUAUUGGAUAUACAUUUGGACCUGGAAUGUUCAAGAUGGACUCCAUUAGAGGGGGUUCUCCAUAUGGUGCAGGAGUGUAUGCUGGUGAUGGCACAAGAGAGCCAACUGAAACAGAGCUGACACUUGCAGAGCAUCAGGGAAAGUAUAUGGCUACUAUAGUCAAGCGGCUCGCAGCCAAGUCAUGAUAAUGUUUUCUUGAUUUCAUUCAAUUCUUUGUGGAUCAUUGUAUUCUUUUUUCCGUUCUUUUGUGUUCUUGACAAAUUGGUUUUGGCAUUUUUUCAUUGCAUUGUGACGAGGAAAGUAAGCUUUGUUCCCCUAUCAAUUAUGUUGGGAUGAGAUUCCCUUGUUGUAGAUUCUGCAUUGUCCUGGAAGGUGUGUGGCUGUUCAUAAAUUUAUGUCAAAUAAUUGUGUGAAGUUUGCAUA